UCACGACAACGCUGAUAUUCUCGCGGUACGUGAUUUGCAAGUGUAAGCGCGGGGGUGUUUUGACUCGUCUCGCGUCUUGUCAAGUUCUUUGCGGUCAAGGUUUUCUCAAUCACAGUCAACUCGAUGGCUGAUGAACGAACAGCAUCGACUAUGACCUGGUUGAACUCUGCUCUCCGCAAUCGUCAGAAGAGCACUACACUUAUCAAUCAAGUCCAAAUACGACAGUGGCAUUUCAUGAAUGCUGAAAACAACAAGAGCCCGCGGCCGAAACCAACCGUCAAGUUUCGUGACCUCGAUGAAACCAUUUUCGGCCAGGAAGUUGAUGAAAAUGAGAGCUCGGAUGCAGGUGACGCUUACGAGGAUUCAGAUGCAUGGCUUGAUGGUAGCGUGAAUCUCGUUGAUGAGGAUGACCCCGGAUAUCUGCGCUGCAGUAACCGGGUGUUCGUCGGUAGUGAAGAUGCUCGUUUAGACGGUCCCGAGCUCCUGGACCUUCUCUCCGACAAGCCGAUUGAGACGGAGGCUCAAGAUCGGUCACAAACACCUGGGCCAUCUUCACAAGCAGCUGGUGGUGGUCCUGUAGCCUGGAAGUUCAAUUUUUCUCAAAUUCUGUAGCACAAAAAUUACAAUAUAGCCGGUGUCAAUAACUCGUCAAAAACUAGUUAAAAACACGCGUCAAUAACUGGCCUGGGGAUGCCCAAUGUUAUAAACAUGUCCAAAACUCGGCGUGGAGUUUUU
This is a messenger RNA of Suillus clintonianus, 735 nucleotides long. RefSeq lists its product as uncharacterized. The transcript has 2 exons. Lineage: Eukaryota; Fungi; Basidiomycota; Agaricomycetes; Boletales; Suillaceae. The coding region runs from base 124 to 612 and encodes 162 amino acids. The record is from RefSeq and is a predicted model, not a curated record.